AUGUCGACCACCAUUGAGAAGAUCAAGGAGAUCGAGUCCGAGAUGGCUCGGACUCAGAAGAACAAGAACACCUCCUUCCAUUUGGGACAACUUAAGGCAAAGCUUGCGAAGCUCAAGCGAGAGCUGUUGACCCCCUCUGGCGGUGGUGGUGGCGGUGGUGCCGGUUUCGAUGUUGCGCGUACUGGUGUUGCCAGUGUCGGCUUCAUUGGUUUCCCCUCCGUCGGCAAGAGUACUCUGAUGAGCAAAUUGACUGGCCAGCACUCGGAAGCUGCCGCUUAUGAGUUCACGACCCUCACGACUGUUCCGGGACAGGUGAUGUACAACGGUGCCAAGAUUCAGAUUCUCGAUCUCCCUGGUAUUAUCCAAGGUGCAAAGGAUGGUAAGGGUCGUGGUCGUCAGGUCAUUGCUGUGGCCAAGACUUGCCAUCUGAUCUUCAUCGUCCUCGAUGUGAACAAGCCUUUGGUCGAUAAGCGCGUCAUUGAGAACGAAUUGGAGGGAUUCGGUAUUCGUAUCAACAAGUCGCCCCCCAACAUUGUGUUUAAGAAGAAAGACAAGGGUGGUAUUGCGAUCACGAGCACUAUGCCUUUGACGAACAUCUCGCAGGAGGAAAUCAAAGCUGUGAUGAACGAGUACAAGAUCUCGUCCGCUGAUAUCUCCAUCCGUUGUGAUGCUACUAUUGAUGACCUGAUCGAUGUCCUUGAAGCUAAGAGCCGAGCUUAUAUUCCCGUCGUCUAUGCGCUCAACAAGAUUGAUGCAAUCUCCAUCGAGGAGCUGGACCUUCUUUACCGGAUUCCCAACGCCGUCCCUAUCAGUUCAGAGCACGGCUGGAACAUCGACGAGCUUCUGGAGAUGAUGUGGGAGAAGCUCAACCUUCGACGAAUCUAUACCAAGCCCAAGGGACGCGCUCCCGACUACACAGCACCCGUUGUGCUUCGUGCUUCGGGAUGUACCGUGGAGGACUUCUGUAAUGCCAUUCAUCGAACGAUCAAGGAUCAGUUCAAGCAUGCCAUUGUGUACGGUCGCUCCGUCAAGCACCAGCCGCAACGAGUCGGCCUUGCGCACGAGCUCGCUGACGAGGAUAUCGUGUCUAUUGUGAAGCGUUAA
Penicillium cataractarum is the source of this 1104-nucleotide messenger RNA. RefSeq names its product GTP-binding protein RBG1. The transcript is spliced from 9 exons. The coding region runs from base 1 to 1104 and encodes 367 amino acids. Gene Ontology annotation, molecular function: GTPase activity; GTP binding. Lineage: Eukaryota; Fungi; Ascomycota; Eurotiomycetes; Eurotiales; Aspergillaceae. The record is from RefSeq and is a predicted model, not a curated record. Gene Ontology annotation, cellular component: cytoplasm. Gene Ontology annotation, biological process: cytoplasmic translation.